Molecule: messenger RNA, 618 nt
Organism: Lycium barbarum (goji berry)
Lineage: Eukaryota; Viridiplantae; Streptophyta; Magnoliopsida; Solanales; Solanaceae
Product: proteinase inhibitor I-B-like
Exons: 3
Coding region: 99-479 (126 amino acids)
Biological process (GO): response to wounding
Molecular function (GO): serine-type endopeptidase inhibitor activity
Source: RefSeq, a predicted model, not a curated record
GGUACUCUCUAUAAAUAUCCUUGUGGAACCAUGAGCUUUAACGCGCCACAAAUUGGUUUUAUAUCUUAGUAUAUUCUUGAAAGCAAUUAAUUAAGACAAUGGAGGGAAAGACUAUGGUCAAAUUAUCUCACGUUGUUGCUUUCUUGCUUCUUGCAUCACUUUUUCAACCUCUUAUGGCACGAGAUCUGGUAUUUAAUAUGAGCGACGAGAUAGAAGUUUUGCGACUUCCACUGGCAAAAGAAAACCAAGUAGAAGCACUUGAUGACUUUCCAAUAGUGUGCCCAGGUAAGCAAUCAUGGCCAGAACUUGUGGGACAGUCAGCAGAGAUUGCUAUCAAAAUUAUUGAGAAUGAAAAUCCGAUAGCCAAAAUUCAGCUUUUAUUCCCUGGUAUGGUUAGGCCAUUUAAUUAUGUAUGUGGUCGAGUUUUUCUGGUUGUUGACUGGAACGUCAUUGUUGUAAAAACUCCCACGAUGGGUUAAUUAUUAAUUAGUACUUCUGUGGCAGAUUUAGAAUAAGCAGCCACAACAAUGAAAUAGAUCAGUGGAGUUCUAUAGUAACUUCAUAUACUUCUACUAUUUCAAGAUAAAAUGACAAAAAGUGUGGCUUAUAUAUUACAAA